Propithecus coquereli (Coquerel's sifaka) is the source of this 1563-nucleotide messenger RNA. It is a transcript of the gene CFAP206, whose product is annotated as chromosome unknown open reading frame, human C6orf165. The coding region runs from base 1 to 1563 and encodes 520 amino acids. The record is from RefSeq and is a predicted model, not a curated record. The transcript has 11 exons. Gene Ontology annotation, cellular component: axoneme; ciliary basal body. Gene Ontology annotation, biological process: regulation of cilium beat frequency; sperm axoneme assembly; regulation of flagellated sperm motility. Lineage: Eukaryota; Metazoa; Chordata; Mammalia; Primates; Indriidae.
AUGCCUCCCACUCAGGCAGAAAGUGUUAUAAAGAAUAUCAUUCGAGAAAUAGUACAAGAAUGUGCAGCCCAUGGAGAGAUUAUUUCUGAAACGCUGAUUGCUUUUAUGGUGAAAGCUGUCGUCCUGGAUCCAAGUAAUGGCUUUAACAUGGAUAGAACCCUCGUAAAAAGUGAUGUGCAGAAACUUGUUAAGCUUUGUGUGACUCGGCUAUUGGAUAGUAAAAAUCCAUCCCUGGACACCAUUAAGAUGCAAGUCUACUUUGAUUUGAAUUAUACACGUCGAGACGAAUUUCUUGAGGAACAUCACCGGGUCCUAGAUUCUAGAAUAGGCUCUGUCAGCAGAGAAAUUACAGAUAACAGAGCAUGUACUAAGGAAGAAUUGGAAAGCCUCUACCGGAAGAUCGUCAGCUAUGUGUUACUCCGCUCUGGUCUGGGAUCCCCGACAGACAUCAAGAUUGUCAGAGAAGCAACAGCUGCCCUACACAGUGUUUUUCCUCAGGCUGAGCUUGGGACAUUUCUAACUCUUUCUAAAAAGGACAAAGAACGCCAGCUGAAAGAACUUGCCAUGAUUGUUACUGGAAUUCGUUUAUUUAACAGAGACUGUGGAAAAGGAGGAGAAGGCAUUGAUGAUUUGCCAGCUAUUCUACAUGAAGCAGUCCCAGCCACCACUCAGCAUAUUGAUUCCCAACUUGAGACCGCCCAGAACCUGGCCUACUGCUACACAGCCAUCCUUGAGAAAGCAGCAAGGAACCCACUCAUGAGUAGUGAACUUAAGCAGUAUAUGUUAAAAGAAGCGCUAUAUAAUGUGCGACAGUACGAGGUCUUCCUUCACAUCAUUUUGCUAGAGAGAGACAGAGAGAGAGUACAUACAACAGAUUUCAGAAAACUAGAAUGGCUUUUCCCAGAAACCACAGCAAAUUUUGAUAAAUUGUUAAUUCAGUAUCGGGGAUUUUGUGCUUACACAUUUGCUGCAACAAAUGGUCUUCUCCUUCCAGGAAAUCCAGCAAUUGGAAUUUUGAAAUAUAAAGAAAAGUAUUACACUUUCAAUACUAGAGAUGCCGCAUAUUCGUUUGCAGAAAAUCCUGAAAUUUAUAUUGAUUUAGUUAGAGAAAAGGCCAAAAAAAAUGUAGAAUUAAUUCAGCUACUGGAACUUCACCAACAGUUUGAAACACUCAUUCCAUAUUCUCAGAUGAGAGAAGUUGACAAACAUUAUAUAAAACCAAUUACAAAAUCUGAAAGCAGCUCACAGACUGAUACACACAUAUUGCCACCAACAAUUGUGAGAUCGUACGAAUGGAAUGAAUGGGAAUUAAGAAGAAAAGCUAUACNNNAGGCCAAUUUACGUCAGAAAGUUACUCACUCAGUACAAACUGAUCUUAGUCACAUGAGAAGAGAAAAUUAUUCCCAGGUGUACCUUUCAAAGAACUCUGGCACCCAGUCGCUGAGGGAAGGCAGCACUGGAGUGCCCAGGCCCCAGAUUUACUUAGCUGGUCUUCGAGGCAAACCGAGCAAAGUCACCCAUGAUGUCAAGGUGAACUUAACCAGAGCUGUUGAUGAAACCUAG